AUAAAUGGCUCAUUAUAGGUGCCUGCGCCGUGGACUCGGAUUGCGAGUACGGAGUAACUUGUGAUUUGACUACAUUGAUGUGCAUGUGUGCAGCUGGGUACACUGGUACAACCUGUGGAACAGGUGCCUGCGCCGUGGACUCGGAUUGCGAGUACGGAGGAACUUGUGAUUUGACUACAUUAAUGUGCAUGUGUGCAGCUGGGUACACUGGUACAACCUGUGGAACAGGUGCCUGCGCCGUGGACUCGGAUUGCGAGUACGGAGGAACUUGUGAUUUGACUACAUUGAUGUGCAUGUGUGCAACUGGGUACACUGGUACAACCUGUGGAACAGGUGCCUGCGCCGUGGACUCGGAUUGCGAGUACGGAGGAACUUGUGAUUUGACUACAUUGAUGUGCAUGUGUGCAACUGGGUACACUGGUACAACCUGUGGAACAGGUGCCUGCGCCGUGGACUCAGAUUGCGAGUACGGAGGAACUUGUGAUUUGACUACAUUGAUGUGCAUGUGUGCAACUGGGUACACUGGUACAACCUGUGGAACAGGUGCCUGCGCCGUGGACUCGGAUUGCGAGUACGGAGGAACUUGUGAUUUGACUACAUUAAUGUGCAUGUGUGCAGCUGGGUACUCUGGUACAACCUGUGGAACAGGUGCCUGCGCCGUGGACUCGGAUUGCGAGUACGGAGGAACUUGUGAUUUGACUACAUUGAUGUGCAUGUGUGCAACUGGGUACACUGGUACAACCUGUGGAACAGGUGCCUGCGCCGUGGACUCGGAUUGCGAGUACGGAGGAACUUGUGAUUUGACUACAUUGAUGUGCAUGUGUGCAACUGGGUACACUGGUACAACCUGUGGAACAGGUGCCUGCACCGUGGACUCGGAUUGCGAGUACGGAGGAACUUGUGAUUUGACUACAUUGAUGUGCAUGUGUGCAACUGGGUACACUGGUACAACCUGUGGAACAGGUGCCUGCGCCGUGGACUCGGAUUGCGAGUACGGAGGAACUUGUGAUUUGACUACAUUGAUGUGCAUGUGUGCAGCUGGGUACACUGGUACAACCUGUGGAACAGGUGCCUGCGCCGUGGACUCGGAUUGCGAGUACGGAGUAACUUGUGAUUUGACUACAUUGAUGUGCAUGUGUGCAGCUGGGUACACUGGUACAACCUGUGGAACAGGUGCCUGCGCCGUGGACUCGGAUUGCGAGUACGGAGGAACUUGUGAUUUGACUACAUUGAUGUGCAUGUGUGCAACUGGGUACACUGGUACAACCUGUGGAACAGGUGCCUGCGCCGUGGACUCGGAUUGCGAGUACGGAGGAACUUGUGAUUUGACUACAUUGAUGUGCAUGUGUGCAACUGGGUACACCGGUACAACCUGUGGAACAGGUAUUUCAGAUACAACAACUAAGGCAACAAUCGGACCUACUAGUCAAGCUCCAACGUCAGGUAUUUCAGAUAGGACAACGGAGGCAACAAUAGAACCUUCGAGUCAAGCUCCAUUGUCAGUUCUUUCGACGCUUGCGAUCAUCGGAAUAUAUGGGGGAUCGGUACUUCUGAUCGUUCUGAUCGUUUUGAUCGUGCUUGUCGUCGUUCUGAUCUGCGGACUGAAGAAACGUCCACCACCGAGGAAGGUAAACCCUUCAACAGACCAGGCUGAAGUUCAUGACAACCCUACCUACGUCGAUGCUUAGUCUCGGCAAUAAACUUCAAAAUGGCGAGUGGAACGAAGAGUGAGGACAUAGCUACUGGGUUAUUUUAAUCUCGUGCAUGGGCAGAUAAACUUGUCGAUACUUUUGGGGAGCUCUUUUACUUUUCAUAAUUUGUAUUUCUUUUUCCUUUUUUUGAUUCUAGAAAUCGUUUCGUUGCUAUUAGACAAUUUUUUUUAAAUGUUCUUAAGUUUGAAUGAAAUACCUACAUCUCGUGAUACGGUGGUAUCGAUAUCUUGUUAUUUAUUGUUUCCAAGUUAGGUUUCCGUCAAUGAUAACUCGGAGAAAUGUUGAACUUGUUUCUUUAGAUUAAGCUAUUCCAUCAAUUUUGUUCCUGCAUGUGAAAUUGUUCCUAAUGUUAAUUUAAUUUACCGGUGCAUCAAGCUCGGAAUAAACAAAAUAGAGUAGUAUGAUAAGCGUAUAUAUGUCAGAUAGUGGAGAAGUUUGAAGUAUUAUUGAUGUAUUAAUGAGAAAUAGAAGUGGGCCUAGGAUGGAUCUUUAGGGGUGUGGCACAUGUUAUGUGUUGAUAGUAUUAGGAUUUAGAGUUGUGUCAUUCGAAUUGUUUUCUAUUAGAUAAGUAGUCUUGGUACCAGGGGAGUGUGUUGUCUUUGAUACCAUAAUGUUUGUAACGUGUGUAUUAAAAUUCUUUAAUCUUAAGUAUUAAAGGUCUAACUUAGGUCCAUAAGUAGACAUGUUCACCAUUGCAUAAAGUAUUCUUAAUAUUAUCAUAUAAUUGGGGCAGGGCAAGAUCGGUGGAGUAAUUGUUUUCUAAAGCCCAAUUGAUUUCCAUUUAUUAGGUCGCAUUUAGUUAGAAAUGCAAAUAUUACAUUGUUUAUUAUUUAUUUCAAAAUAUUUUGGAAUGCUCGGUUACAAUGAUAUUAGACGGUAAAUACUUAAUUUUAAAGGUAAGGUCAUCUUUCUUUGCAAAUAGGAAUAACCUUCGCAAUUUUAAGCGAAUUAGGAAACAUUCCAGAGGAUAGAGAUAGAGCAAAAAUAUAUCCAAGAGAAGGACUAUCAGGCCAAUAAUUUUCUUAAAGCCCUACUGCACUACUUAUAGCUACUUGCGGCCUCUAUAAAGCAAACAAUGCCUAAGUGGUGACCGACCCCCCCCCCCCCUCAUGGUCCCCUUUUAUUAUGUUGAUUAAGGGCUGAUUUGAUGAGAUAACCACUUGUCAGUGACCAUGCAGGAAGGUCUAAUACCUCCUGGCCAAACUAGUGCAGAUAGGCAUUAAAGGCUAAAGCCAAUCCAAACAUAAUUUGCUUUUAAUAGAUGCAGAAAAACAAGAGAAACAGAGCAAAAGAAUUUGAAUAAAAACGGAUAACUAAUAUGGAAUAUAUGAUUUUUAUUAAAAGUAUGAACAACUAUAGAACAUAGAAAAUCACUACACAAAUUGCAAACUUGGUUCUCAGUUUAUAACGUCUUUGCCUCACUAUUUAUCAAUUGCUUUAUAUAUGUUUAUCCCAUUAAGUUCCCUUUUUAUCCCCCACAACUUGAUUUCCUCAUGUCUUUGCCCAGUUUAUAUGAUUUGUUUCAUAUUACGUGCAUGACAUUUCACACAAUCUUUUAGGAACUUUUAAGAAUUGAUACUAUUUGAAACUAUUGAAACUAUUUUAUCAUU
Messenger RNA from Strongylocentrotus purpuratus (purple sea urchin), 3322 nucleotides. RefSeq names its product multiple epidermal growth factor-like domains protein 6. NCBI's taxonomy places the organism in Eukaryota, Metazoa, Echinodermata, Echinoidea, Camarodonta, Strongylocentrotidae. Gene Ontology annotation, biological process: establishment or maintenance of epithelial cell apical/basal polarity; heterophilic cell-cell adhesion. Gene Ontology annotation, cellular component: protein-containing complex; plasma membrane. The record is from RefSeq and is a predicted model, not a curated record. The transcript is spliced from 20 exons. The coding region runs from base 78 to 1688 and encodes 536 amino acids.